This is a messenger RNA of Gymnodraco acuticeps, 1420 nucleotides long. It is a transcript of the gene odr4, whose product is annotated as odr-4 GPCR localization factor homolog. Gene Ontology annotation, biological process: intracellular protein localization. NCBI's taxonomy places the organism in Eukaryota, Metazoa, Chordata, Actinopteri, Perciformes, Bathydraconidae. The transcript is spliced from 14 exons. Bases 84 to 1376 code for a protein of 430 amino acids. The record is from RefSeq and is a predicted model, not a curated record. Gene Ontology annotation, cellular component: endomembrane system.
CAAAGCAUAGUGGUAACUAGAGUUUUUCUGCACUGCUUACGAAUCCUGACGAACCAUUGCCUGCUGUCAGAAUUAAUAGCAGUAUGGGUCGCAGUUAUAUCGUAGAAGAUGCUGUGGAGGGAUGUCUGUCUAAACUGUGUGAACAGAAAGCAGGUUCAGUCACAGGCCUGCUACUUGGACAGAGCUCACCCCAAAGGGACUUUGUCGUAAUGGCAACUCGGACGCCUCCUAGGGAGGAGACCCCUGCAGGAAACCCUGUGGACAAGGAGUGGGUGAGCGAGCACGCUCGACAGGUGUCUCGGAUGCUACCUGGAGGCCUCUCUGUACUGGGAGUAUUUAUCAUCACUGAUACUGAGGCAAAGGACACACUAACCACACUCCGACAGUUGGUCUUCGCGAUGGAGAGCCUGGUCUCCUCGGAGCAGCUGUGGAGCCCUGCAGAGGAUGACGUCUCAGACUGUGUCGCACUGCACGUCAACCGCAAGACCAGGAAAACCUUCUGCAGAACCUUUGACGUCAAAGAUCCCAAGAGCACGGCCAAGCCUGCAGACUGGAGGUACCAGGCGGGGGUGUGCUCCUCCUGGAGCAUGGUGUCCUGCUGUCUACAUGUGGACCUGUUGGUGCCGCUACCAGACAACAAGACGGAUCCAGAAAACAUGGAUAAAUGUCUUAAGGAGGAGCUGAGAGGGUGGGCACAGCGGCUGGAGAGCGGAGUGUGUCUGAUGGAUGGGAGAAAGCUGGCAGAGGACGCAGAGCUCCCCGGAGGACAGAAGAGGAACGUGAGACAGACGUACACAGCUCAGAUACUCGUCACACCGAGCGAGCAGAGGUUAGCAGAUGAGGAGCAGCGGUGUGGAGGCAGUGUGUCCAUCAGAGGAGCCGUCCACAGCAGGGCGUACCUGCACAGCAACAAACCAAAGGCCAGGCUGGCGCAGAAGCUGCUGAAGAGGGACGCCGUCGCUACGGUAACCACACGGGUUCAGAUGCUGCUGGAGGAGCUGCUGACGUCUGAAGACGAGAACAAGAGCAGCAGCAAACAAAAGAGAGAGCUCUUCUGUCUCCCUCAUCGUGUCUUCUGCCCGCUGAAGGCGAGCGGGCCACUGUGUGUGUGUGACUACCAGUUCAGUGACGAGAGUGUGUGUGAGGUAACCGAGCGGCUGAAGGAGAUGCUGGACAUCGACGCAGCCGAGGAAGACUUGGAUAGCAGCCAGGAGGCGCCGGGGGAGAUCACUGAGAGGGAGGUUGGAGCAGAGCCCACUGUGGAGACGGUUGUAGCACUUGAGCCAAAGAGGAACAGCUUUAUUGGUGUUGCCAUGGCUACUGCUGUCGCCCUACUUGCCACUGCUGCCUCGAUGCUCUAUCUCAAUGACGUCUAAUUCAAACAUGCUCACACACAUAAUAAAGUGUUUGUUUUAACAUU